This is a messenger RNA of Protopolystoma xenopodis, 1068 nucleotides long. NCBI's taxonomy places the organism in Eukaryota, Metazoa, Platyhelminthes, Monogenea, Polystomatidea, Polystomatidae. The record is from the annotation of a GenBank genome assembly.
AUGCGCACAUGUGUGUGUGUGUGUGUGUUUGUCACAACUCUACAGGGUUUAGCUCACUCGGCCUGUGACGCUCUGCUCGCUUGCGCCGGCGGUCCGACCGGAGAGAUGGUGGCCGGGCGACAGACGCAUUGUCUUCUUGUGGGUUUGCAGAAUUGCGGCGCGGCAUGUCGACAGCGUGCCCAUCUCGGUUGGUUGGCGACUGUCGGUUGGACUGGCGCGGCGAGUGGCGACUCGUCACGGUUGACUGAUUUCCGCUCGGCCCUUCAAGUCAUCGGCCUCUGCCAGAGGCCCGGCCAACGCUGGCCCCUCAGCGCAGCUCUCGGCCUCACCGACUCGUCGCUCUGUCCACGGGCUCCCGUCGACUUGGUUGCCGGGGCAAUCGGCUGGCCGGCCCGGCCGAUCCGGCCCAUUCAUCUGCCCGGCCGGCUCUGCGAAAUGGAGGCGCUCACCAACCCAUGGCUCAUCGCGGCCACAGCCCGACUGCACACCUCCCUUCCGCCGCCUCGAGCGCCAGUCGAAGAUCCACCUACAGCAAAGCGGGUUGCCAUCCACUUUCAGUUUCAGUUUCAGUUUCAGCUUCACUUUUACUUUCACAUUCACUUUCACAUUUUUCUUGCUGUCGACGCAAAGUAUGCUUGUUCCACUCCCGUCAGGUGCCCAUCAUGCGGCCGACUAACGCGUUUUCUUGCAACUCUUUUCUCUGCCGUUCCGCCGUGUCUAGGCCUGGCGCUUGACGGUCGUGAGCACGACCCACCUGAUGGAUUCGAGCCGCAGUCUAUCGGUCAGCCUCGCGGCCGCGCACGAGGCAGAGCCAGCGAGUGGACAAAACUCGGUGAGUUCGUCGCCUCGACCCUCGACCCUCGCCAAAAGCCAACCUUCUCGACUGAACCAAACCGAUUGUCGGAUUGCCUUUUGCCCCCACCCCACCCCACCCCCCCUCUUUCCCUCUGCUGUCGACACACGUCGUCAUGCUCCUUUGCUCAAACGCGACAGCAGCAUCGGCCUCAACUUAAGUCUCACCUACUCUUGACGGGACUCGAGCUUCGGCCUGAAAGUCGGAUGUGGUGA